AUGCCCAAACACUCAUUCGUCCACCGUUUGGCCAUCCCGGAGGCCAGCAUGGGUGUGCAGGUCCGACAGCAAAUGGUACACAAUCCCAUCCAAUGGAUGGUGACCUGCAACUGGGAGAGGGUGUGGCGUUCGCCUAGAUUGCACGGAGUAUAUUCUGUACGUGUAGAGUUGUUCCCCGGUGGUUGCUUAGAUCAAGCCGUGUGGCGCGAUCAUCCGCGAAACAUGCGCCAUUGUCGCCACGGAGCAUUUUACAGAACAUUCAGUGGACAGAGUCUGUACAACAGUCUGGCAAGUCGCCGCUUCGCACUGCUGCAUUCGGCUCAGAUAUGGAUCACGCACUUUCGCCUACUUGUCCUCCCUCCAGAGUCCCUACAAGUUCUGAUGAUGCCCAGUCUGGAAACUCACACCGCCGAGUUGGACGCUCGUUUUUCAACAUUCCGCGAACAAUGGCUUGACCGUAAAUAG
Messenger RNA from Colletotrichum higginsianum IMI 349063, 465 nucleotides. RefSeq lists its product as uncharacterized. NCBI's taxonomy places the organism in Eukaryota, Fungi, Ascomycota, Sordariomycetes, Glomerellales, Glomerellaceae. The record is from RefSeq and is a predicted model, not a curated record. Bases 1 to 465 code for a protein of 154 amino acids. The transcript has 2 exons.